This is a messenger RNA of Olea europaea var. sylvestris, 765 nucleotides long. RefSeq lists its product as uncharacterized. Bases 1 to 765 code for a protein of 254 amino acids. The transcript has 2 exons. The record is from RefSeq and is a predicted model, not a curated record. NCBI's taxonomy places the organism in Eukaryota, Viridiplantae, Streptophyta, Magnoliopsida, Lamiales, Oleaceae.
AUGGAUCCAAUCACCUUCUCCCAAGAAGAUUCGCAAGGUGUUCAUCACCCACACUGCGAUGCAUUGGAAGUAAGGGCCAUUGUGGCUUGGAACGAACUUAAGCGCAUGCUGGUUGGGAAUGGAAGCUUGGUGAAUAUACUAUUUAGAUCAACCUUUAACAAGAUGCAAAUUGAGCAUGGCUUGGUUUCCAUGACCGAUCCAAUAUUCAAAUUCACUGGGGAUAACACCCGAGCAGGGAGAGACAUCGACAUGAUUGAGGCCCCUGAAGAAGGAAACCCUCUUGAUGAAUUAGACCCUCAGAUCAUCGAAUUUGAGCCAAAUGCAACUCCUAUGGAAGAGCUCGAGACUUUCCCUACCAACUCUUCAGACCCCAAUCAGCUCUUGCGAAUAGGGAAAGCUUUGCCCUCUAAGACGAAAGAAGAGCUGAUGAAUUUUCUAAAAAGAAAUUUGGACGUCUUCGCAUGGAAGCAUGAAGACAUAGUGAGAAUAGACCUAAGGGUCAGCUGCCACCACUUGAAUAUCAACCCCAUUUGCAUGCCGCAUCGGCAGAAGAGACGAGCACUCAACCCAGAAAGAUAUAAGGCACUGAAGGAAGAGGUCGACAAGCUAAGUCGGAACGGCUUCAUCAGAGAAGCCAUUUAUCCGAAGUGGAUAUCCAACCCAGUGCUCGUGAAGAAGUCCAGUGGAAAGUGGAGGGUCGUUGACUUCACCAACUUGAACAAAGCUUGCCCAAAGGACAGCUUCCCCUUCCCAAGGAUAGACUAA